Messenger RNA from Alternaria arborescens, 1068 nucleotides. RefSeq lists its product as hypothetical. The transcript is spliced from 5 exons. Lineage: Eukaryota; Fungi; Ascomycota; Dothideomycetes; Pleosporales; Pleosporaceae. The record is from RefSeq and is a predicted model, not a curated record. Gene Ontology annotation, molecular function: peroxidase activity. Bases 1 to 1068 code for a protein of 355 amino acids.
AUGAAGGUCUCAGUACUAUGCGGCGCGACCCUCUUCUCAUUGGCGACCUUCGCCUUCCCUGCGAGCAUGCUCAAAGGUGACAUUAGUGACGCGACCCUUGCGGAAAUCACCGCUCUGACGGAGAGGAUCGCAAGAGAUCUAGAGAGCAAGCGAUCGGGUGCCCACGUCAAACGUGCAUUCGAUGCAGAGGCUCAGCGCAUCAGUACUACUGGUGAUCACAAAUACAUUGCGCCAGGCCCCAAUGAUCUCCGUGGACCUUGCCCUGGUAUCAAUGUUUUGGCAAACCACGGUUACAUUCCCCGGAAUGGCAUCUCUACAAUCACACAAAUGACUACGGCCGCCAAUGAGGUGUUUGGUAUGGGCCUGGAUCUAUCAGGAUUUCUAGCAGUCUACUCCGCCGUCAUGGCAGGUGAUCUCACCUCUUUUUCGAUUGGAGGUAAACCUAAGUCUGGUGGGCUCCUAGGCGGUGUAACCUCAUCACUCGGCCUUCUCGGAGAACCACAAGGCCUGAGCGCGUCACACAACCGCUUCGAGGUUGAUGGAUCACCCACCCGAUCGGACUUGUACUCAACUGGCGACCCCGUAUCCCUCAACUUGAGCUAUUUCGAGCAGCUCCUCUCUAUGCCUCUUGGCAAGAACGGCAUUGACCCCUCCGUUAUAACCCAGUUCCGCCUUGAUCGCACAAGGCACUCAAUCGCUACGAAUGGUCAUUACUUCUCAGGCCCGCUACAGGCCCUUGCGUUGAACCCCGCCACGUAUCAAUUCACCUACCGUUUCUUCGCCAACCACACUGCUGAGAAUCCUGAGGGCUAUCUCGAUGCUAAGACGCUCAUGUCAUUCCAGGGUGUUACCGGAGAGAAGGGUAAUUACAAGUGGGCUCGUGGGCAAGAGAAGAUUCCUGAGAACUGGUACCGCCGCGUUAUCGGUGACGAUUACAGCAUCGCAGCAUUCGCUGCGGAAGCCGUCUCAAUUGAACUACAACACCCCGAAUUUUACCGGUUUGGUGGAAACACCGGCCAGCCCAACACAUUCACUGGAGUCGAUGUCGACGACUUGACAGGCAAGUAA